CCUCCCUCUCCCCCCUCCCCUUAGCAACAGAGGCAACAUGGCGGCGUCCAGUACCGCGGAGCAUUCUCCAGAGAUAUCGACGCCGUUAAAGAUACCCAAAACCGAGGUGCCAUCCCCCGAGUCGGAAGACCUGAGUGACAGUAAUCAAUACCACUCCAAUCCCUCGACACCUAACCGCUUCUCGCCUUUGAACGUGGGCUCAGGGACCGCGGGCCGGACGGCGGCCUCAUCCUCCUCCAACAGCUUCACGGCUUGCCGAGGGAUGUCGUGGACCCCGUCCGAAACAAACGCCCUCAUCGCGGUCUGGGGCAACGAGAGGCUGACGGAGGCGAGGAUGCAGCAGCUGGAGGUCGCAGGCACCGUCUUCUCCGGUAAGGCCCCCGGCCCUGCCAUGUACGAGCGGGUGUCCAGAGCCUUGUCGGAGCUGGGAUACGAGAGGACCCCGUCCCAGUGCAGGGAGAGGAUGAAGACGCUGCGGCGCUGCUACAGCCGCGUGAAGGAGCACGGCAUCGGCAAACGGAAGAGCAGCUACACUAUAGAGCAGCUGGAGAAGGUGUUUGGUCAGGGAGGCUGGGACUCCCAGAGUUGUGCCCCGGUGCUGAUCAACAGCAGCGGGCUGUAUCAGGAGAUGGAGUCUGAUGGCAGCACCCUGGAAGACUUUUCCCAGGAGGACUGGUGCAACCAGGUGCUGGACUCGGCCUUCCAGGAGGGAGACAUGGAGACUGAAGAAACCCAGGUGCCUAAAAACCGAGCUCUGCAGAUUCAAAUAGAGCUGACCGAACAAAUCCAAAAAAGGGACACGAUGCAGACUGUGACGCGUAUCCUUGAGUCGGUGCAGCUGCAAUGGGAGCCCUUCCAGACAUGGACCGAGUUCUCCCGGCUGCACCUCUCCAACAAACUGGCCAUCUUUGGCGUGGGCUACAACACGCGCUGGCGCGAGGACGUGCGCUACCACUACGCCGAAAUCAGCUCGCAGGUGCCGCUGGGCAAGAGGCUCCGCGAGUACUUCAACCCAGAGAAGCCAGAAGGCCGCAUCAUCAUGACCAAAGUUCAGAAGAUGAACUGGAAGAACGUCUACUACAAGUUCCUGGACAUUACCAUCAGUGAGGCGCGCUGCCUGGAGCUGCACAUGGAGGUGGACUGGAUCCCGGUGUCCCAGUCCAGGGCAGCCGGCUGCAGCAAGGGCACAUCCCACUACCUCCUCCCUGGGGACCUUCCCAAGGCGUAUGGACUCUACGCUAUUGGCUACGAGGCAGUGGCAUCCCCUAACAACACGGCUCACGUCUUUCCCCAGGGGGAUGGUGAAGACCACAGUUCACCUCAGUGCUCUGAGAACGGGGAACAAAGUCAGGCUGAUGGAGAAGGGGCAGAGAGAUGUGACAGGACCGGGGCUAAAGUCACGUACUGCUACCUAGGCAUAGCGGAGGACAGGACCAUACAGCAGAGUCUCUUCCAGCACUUCCAGGGCUACGGCAAACACUAUGUCCACCACGGGGUACCCUCCGCCAUCACGCGUUUCCUGCAGGAGAACUGCCACGGCGACGUCACACAUGUCCAGAAUGGGGAGGGAGGCGAGGACUCAUCUCAACGUUUUGCUAUUUUCAUAAAAUACAUUGAGGUGGAGCUGGACUUCCUUUCAGCAGGCUCCCUGGUGGAGUGCCUCGAAACUGCUGCAGGUUAUUCCUUGAAAUACAACAACAAAGAAACGUCGUAACUACACUCCCAGCGUUUUCAGAUUUGUGUUUACUAAAGAUAUAAUUAACAAGUCUUACAGCCC
Molecule: messenger RNA, 1777 nt
Organism: Perca flavescens (yellow perch)
Lineage: Eukaryota; Metazoa; Chordata; Actinopteri; Perciformes; Percidae
Gene: msantd2
Product: Myb/SANT DNA binding domain containing 2
Exons: 4
Coding region: 38-1714 (558 amino acids)
Source: RefSeq, a predicted model, not a curated record